This is a messenger RNA of Anopheles nili, 744 nucleotides long. RefSeq lists its product as uncharacterized. The transcript is spliced from 3 exons. The record is from RefSeq and is a predicted model, not a curated record. The coding region runs from base 1 to 744 and encodes 247 amino acids. Gene Ontology annotation, cellular component: extracellular matrix. NCBI's taxonomy places the organism in Eukaryota, Metazoa, Arthropoda, Insecta, Diptera, Culicidae.
AUGUUGCGAUUUGUAUCAGCUAUUGCCAUCCUGGCGGCGACGGCCGUCCAGUCGGCCCCGGUUGAACCAGCCCAGUAUGCCUUCGUCACGAAGCAUCAUCACGUCCCGGAGCACCAUCACAUGCUGGAGCACGUGCAUCAUGUGCCGGAACCUCAGCUGGCCGUGUCCUAUCCGGUCGAGCUGCUGCAGGAUCAUCAUCACUACCACCAAGAAGAGCCACAGCUUGUGCUGAGCAACGACAAGUACCUCGGGGAGUCGCAUGAGUACCACCAUCACGAAGCUCCAGCCACUAGCUAUAGCGAGGGUAACGACUACAGCACCCUGUACGGUGGAAAGCACGGCUCACACCUGUACGACAACUACCAGUACGGUCAGCACGAUUCCGGAUAUGCCAAGAAGUACGACGAGUACAACGCCUACCCCAAGUACAGCUUCGAGUAUGGCGUAGAUGACCCGCACACCGGAGAUCACAAGAAGCAGUGGGAAUUCCGUGAUGGAGACGUCGUGAAGGGUGGAUACAUGCUAAAGGAGGCUGACGGAACAACCCGUGUCGUUGAGUACACCUCGGACGACCACAACGGCUUCAACGCAGUGGUGAAGAAGUUCGGCCAUGCUCAUCACCCGGAACCGGUGAAGCAACACAACACCUACGGCUACAUCGGUAACUAUGCCGGAGCAUAUGCGACCGGUGAUCACUACAGCAAGGGUGCCACCAGCUACGCUAAGGUCUGGAAGCAGCACUAA